GGGGAACGGGCCCAGCUCCUGAAGAGUUCCAUCCCGCCUCGGCCUGGCCUGGCGGGGCUGUACAGCCAGCCCGCUCCAGCCGGUGCCCGAGGACUUGCCCGCCCGGCCUCCGUCGCGCGGCCCGGGAUGGGGCCCCGCUCCGGGCUGCGCCACCGCCUGGUCCCGAGGACCAUCUCCGUUGUGAGGGUCUGAAGUGCAGCCACCGUGGGAGGGUGGACGGCCCGGCGCGGGGGCUGAACUACCGGGUGACCUUGGCAGGGCCGAUCUGGCUCGGUCGACGCGACGCGCAGAUGAUUUCAAGUCAGCAAACAUUUACUGAGCACCUACUAUGUACAAGAUGAACGUCUGCAACAAGCCCUCCAACAAGACAGCCCCUGAGAAGAGUGUGUGGACAGCGCCUGCACAGGCCAGCAGACCCUCCCUGGAGCUGCAGGGCCAGCGGUCCCGCCGGAAUGGGUGGAGCUGGCCCCCUCACCCGCUCCAGAUUGUGGCUUGGCUGCUGUACCUCUUCUUCGCUGUGAUUGGCUUCGGGGUCCUUGUUCCCCUCCUGCCUCACCACUGGGUGCCCACUGGCUAUGCUUGCAUGGGCGCCAUCUUUGCCGGCCACCUUGUGGUUCACCUGACUGCUGUCUCCAUCGAUCCAGCAGAUGCCAAUGUGAGGGACAAGAGCUAUGCAGGCCCCCUGCCCAUUUUCAACCGCAGCCAACAUGCACACGUCAUUGAAGACCUGCAUUGCAACUUGUGCGACGUAGAUGUGAGCGCUCGCUCCAAGCACUGCAGCGCCUGCAACAAGUGCGUGUGCGGUUUCGACCACCACUGCAAGUGGCUCAACAACUGCGUGGGCGAGAGGAACUACAGGCUCUUUCUACACAGUGUGGCAUCUGCUUUACUGGGUGUCCUGCUCCUCGUGCUGGUGGCCACUUAUGUCUUUGUGGAGUUCUUUGUCAACCCCAUGCGGCUGCGCACCAAUCGCCACUUUGAAGUCUGCCUGUGCCUUGCAGUCCUGAAGAAUCACACAGAUGUGUGGUUCGUGUUCCUGCCCGCUGCCCCUGUGGAGACCCAGGCUCCUGCCAUCCUAGCCCUGGCUGCCCUACUCAUCCUUCUGGGCCUGCUUUCCACAGCCCUGCUUGGCCACCUGCUGUGCUUCCACAUUUAUCUCAUGUGGCACAAGCUCACCACCUAUGAGUACAUCGUGCAGCAUCGCCUGCCACAGGAGGCAAAGGGGGCCCACAGGGAGCUCGAGUCAUGUCCCCCCAAGAUGCGGCCCAUUCAGGAGAUGGAGUUCUACAUGCGGACCUUCAGCCAUGUGCGCCCAGAACCCCCUGGCCAGGCCAGGCCUGCCACCGUGAAUGCCAAUCUUUCUCAGUUCCUUGCCACCCGAGGCCAAAUGGAGCCCCCCCAACCCUCCUCCCCAGAGACUCUGCCUCCCCGGAUCCGACCCCAGAAAAAGAGGAAGCGGCGUGUGUAUAAGGUGCCAACCUCUGGCACCUCGGAUCGGGAAUCGCCGCUGCCCAGGCUGUCGGGGCCCAGGGGCCCAGGUCGCAGCUCCAGCUCAUCAUCAGAUUCCGCGGGCGCCAGCCCAGUGCAUGCCACUGGACCUGCAGGCGCCUACCACUCGGCGUCAGCAGAGUCCAUGGAUGAGAUUCCAGUGGCGCAGACACGCCUGGGCAGCGCUGCUCUGGCCACCCCUGGAGGCAGGGGCCGAGAGCCGGGGCUGGCGCUGCAGGUGCGUGCGCCCGCUGUUUUCGUGAGCCCAAGCAGCGGCGAGCCCGGGGCGCGGGGCGGUCCAGAGACCGGCCUACCUUAGCAGGGCGGAGAGGCAGGAGGGCCAAGGAGGACCGGCCAUCCCGACUCUCUAUGCAACACCCCCACCCUUGCCGCACCGAGUGCACUUUAGGGGCCCCUAUGGCCAGCGGGAUGGGUCCCCUUCUCCCAUGACUCAGCAAUACCCCCUCCCCCCCCAACCGGCCAUGAUGCUCCAAUAAACUUUUUUUUUUUUU
Molecule: messenger RNA, 2000 nt
Organism: Leopardus geoffroyi (Geoffroy's cat)
Lineage: Eukaryota; Metazoa; Chordata; Mammalia; Carnivora; Felidae
Gene: ZDHHC1
Product: zinc finger DHHC-type containing 1
Exons: 12
Coding region: 329-1807 (492 amino acids)
Biological process (GO): protein targeting to membrane; peptidyl-L-cysteine S-palmitoylation
Cellular component (GO): Golgi apparatus; endoplasmic reticulum
Molecular function (GO): protein-cysteine S-palmitoyltransferase activity
Source: RefSeq, a predicted model, not a curated record